Astyanax mexicanus (Mexican tetra) is the source of this 5360-nucleotide messenger RNA. It is a transcript of the gene oc90, whose product is annotated as otoconin 90. Lineage: Eukaryota; Metazoa; Chordata; Actinopteri; Characiformes; Acestrorhamphidae. The record is from RefSeq and is a predicted model, not a curated record. Gene Ontology annotation, biological process: phospholipid metabolic process; arachidonate secretion; lipid catabolic process. The transcript is spliced from 15 exons. Bases 4 to 4665 code for a protein of 1553 amino acids. Gene Ontology annotation, molecular function: phospholipid binding; calcium ion binding.
ACCAUGCUGUUGAUGACAAUUCUAGUGCUAUCCACAUGCCCACAUGUGCAGAGCAGUCUUGUGUUCUGCCCAGAUACAAGUGACCUCAACACAGAUCAGCUUCUGAUUGAGUGUCUGGGCGUGCAGUUCAGCUGGCUGAAUGCAGUGUAUGAUAAUUUGGUGUCAGUGCUGAGGUUUGCGGUGAGGAUGCGCUGUGAGGCUGCUGUGUGUCCUUCUGACCUGCUGCAGGAGAACAGACACUACUGCAGCUACAGGACCUUCCAGAACACAACACACACCCCUCAACCUGCUGACACACUCGACCGAUGCUGUCUACACCAUAGGAGAUGCUUUCAGGAACUAGAGGAGAGAAACUGCAGACAAACUCUACCAACACUCACCAACUACACCUGUGACUACCUUACCAACAACAGCUGUGAUUCACUUGAUUCAUGUGAGGAAGGAUUCUGUCUGUGUGACCAAGAAGCCAUUGGGUGCAUCUCCUACAGCUCACAGUCUCAAGCCAUCAGACAGCAGAUAAAGACCAGUGCAGGUCUUCUUGAUAAUGACACCAUCAGUGAUGCGCUCAACAGAACAGAUUGGACAGAAGCAUCUCUCCAGAUACCAGAUCUGGAUGUAAUGCCUGAUGACCUGUAUACUGUUAUAAAUGGAACUCUGGGUAAUUUCACUGAUGAUUUUCUCCUGACUAACGACACUCUAAAGAACGACACCUACAACCCAGGGAUUUCUGUGAUUCCUGCACCAGAAGCAGAGGAAGCUGAAAGAGAGACGGAGGAGAGAGAGAAGGAGGGGUGGAGAGAUGGAGAGGAGGAGAGGACAGAAGGACUGGACCAGCAGCUCAAUGAGACCUUGAAUGUUACAGUGUGGGAGGAGUCUGGAGUGAAUGAAACGGAGAGAGAGGAAAGCUAUUUAACCACUUUUACCAACAAUGCCACACACAUGCCUUUAUACGCAGAAGAACAAACUGAUUCAAUUCCAGCGACAGAAGAACCAGAUGAUGCCUCCCAGCAUCUGUUUGCUUCUUCUGAGACCCACACAUCCAUCCCUGACCCAGAGAUUGAGAGAACAUCCACCCAUCCACUGGACUCCAUGACUACAGCAGCUACACCUGCGAGAGAUGAAGAGGAGGAGGAGAGCGAUGAAGGGAGUGAAGAAAACCUGGACCUGAGCUCUUCUGUUACAGAACAGCCAGAGAAGAGACACGAAGGGAGUGAUGAAGAAAAGGAACAAGAUAAAUAUGGGGUAGACCAGACCUUCCAAGCCAAUAAUAGACCAUUGAUCUUGUAUUCAUCAAGUCAAGCUCCAGCAACAGCCAAUCAGAAUGCUGGAGCCACCCCCAUGCCUAUACACUGGUCAUCUGAAGAAGAAAUGGGUGAAGGGCAGGAUGAGAUAAGUACAGAGGAGGGGGAUGACCAGAUAAGAGAAAAUCUAGAGGUCAUCACCACCACGACACACACACCAGUUAACACACACACUCCACAUACCACCACGAAGAAAACAGAUGAAGAGAGUGAAGAGGAAGAUGGAGAAAGUGAAGAGAAAAAACUACUUUUCUCAACGAGUCAAGCCCCGGCAACAACCAAUCAAAUCACUUACACUCCAAAAUUCAUGUUGACAGCCAAUCAGAAUCUGCAAUCUGCGACCACACCCACUCCUGUAGGGUUGUCUUCCCAAGAUGAAAAGAAAAGAGAAGACAGUGAAGACAGUAAAGAAAAAGAUGAACAGAGUGCAGAAAAAAUGAGUGAUGAGGAGAAACCAGUUAGCUUAAUAAGUCCAACCGCUGCAACAACCAAUCAAAUAACUUCUGAUACAAAAGCCAUAAUGACAGCCAGUCAGAAUUCUGCAGACACACCCACUCUUGUAGAAAGAGACGAAGAGAGUGAGGAGAAAGAUGGAGAGAGUGCAGAGAAGAAACAAGACAAAGAUGAUAAAGAAAUAACCUUACAAACCAAUCACAGGCCAUCAGUCUUGCAUUCAACAAGUCCAGUACCAGCAACAACCAAUCAAAUCACUUCUGAUCCAAAGGUAGUGCUGACAGCCAAUCAGAAUCUGCAAUCUGCGACCACUCCCACUUCUGUAGACGAAAAGAAAAGAGAUGAAGAGAGUGAGGAGAUAGAUGAACAAAGUGCAGAAAAAACGAGUGAAGAGAAGAAACUAGACAAGAACGAUGAAGGAAUAACCUCACAAACCAAUCAGAGGCCAUCUGUCUUGCAUUCAACAAGUCCAGCACCAGCAACAACCAAUCAGAUCACUUCUGAUCCAACGAUAGUGCUGAUAGCCAAUCAGAAUCUGCAGUCUGCAACCACGUCCACUCCUGUAGAGUUGUCUUUUCAAGAUGAAAAGAAAAUAGAUGAAGAGAGUGAGGAGAAAGAUGAACAGAGUGCAGAAAAAACGAGUGAUGAGAAAAAACAAGACAAGAACAAUGAAGAAAUAAGUGUACAAACCAAUCAGAGGCCAUCAGUCGUUUACUCAACCAGUCAAACCCCAGCAACAACCAAUCAAAUCACUUUUGUUUCAAAAGCUGUGUUGACAGCAGCCAAUCAGAAUCUGAAAUAUGCAACAAUGCCCACUCCUGUAGACUUGUCUUCUCAAGAUGAAAAGAAAAUAGAUGAAGAGAGUGAGGAAGACAAUGAACAAACAAGUGAUGAGAAGAAAAAGGACAAGAACAAUGAAGGAAUAAGUGAACAAACCAAUCAGAGGCCAUCAGUCUUGAUUUCAACAAGUCCAGCACCAGCAACAACCAAUCAAAUUAGUUCUGAUCCAAAGGUUGUGCUGACAGCCAAUCAGAAUACGCAGUCUGCAACCAUGCCCACUCCUGUAGAGUUGUCUUCUCAAGAUAAAAAGAAAACAGAUGAAGAGAGUGAGGAGAAAGAUGAACAGAGUGCAGAAAAAACGAGUGAUGAGAAGAAACAAGACAAGAGCAAUGAAGAAACAAGUGUACAAACCAAUCAGAAGCCAUCAGUCCCGGCAACAACCAAUCCAAUCACUUCUGUUUCAAAAGCUGUGUUUACAGCAGCCAAUCAGAAGCUGCAAUCUACAACCACGCCCACUCCUGUAGAGUUGUCUUUUCAAGACGAAAAGCAAAGAGAUGAAACAAGUGAGGAAGACGAUGAAAAGAGUGCAGAAAAAACGAGUGAUGAGAAGAAAAAGGACAAAACCAAUCAAGAAAUAAGUGUACAAACCAAUCCGAGGCCAUCAGUCCCGGCAACAACCAAUCAAAUCACUUCUGAUCCAAAGAUAGUGCUGACAGCCAAUCAGAAUCUGCAAUCUGGAACCACGCCCACUACUGUAGAGUUGUCUUCCCAGAUAACGAAGGAAAACACUCAAAAAACUGCACCAAACACACCCAAGACCCCCUGGAUGGACCUCUUACGUCCACGUCCCACCCAAACCUCGGUCAAACCUGAUGACCUUUCACCUUUGAAAUGGACACCAACACCAAAAACAUCAACCGUUCACACAAUACCGACCACACACUCUCCACAAACCCACACCACUACACCCAGGCCAUACACACCAAGCUCUCCACACACACACACCAGACAUACCACACUUAAGAUGUACACUCCGCCCACGCACACGUCACCCAAACGCACGAACGCGCCGCUUCCGAGACCUGCCGACACCCACAAACCAUCUGUGACCCCUCCCACAAGACCCGGCAGCACGUCCAAGAGUUCCCAUAUCACACUCCACGCUAAACCUGGACACCAACCAGCACAGGCAUCCCCUCCCAGAGCUCCGCACCACCACCUAAACCCGCCCAACCAACCAACUCCAGCACCCCCGACCACACAGGGUCACUCUGAGGAGGAGGAAGAGGAGGAGAAAGAGAGCAGAGUGACGAAGGAUCCAUCUGACAGCUCCCAGGAGGCCGACAAGUCCCUACGUCCCCAGAAGCGAGCAUUGCCAUUUUUUGCCUGGUCUCUGCUGGAGGCCGCGGGACUAUCUGAGGCUCAGACCCAAUCAGAAGAGUGCAGCAUGUCGAUUACUCAAUACAGCUCAUCCGGAGCCGUGCUGAGGGAGUUUGAGGCUUUGGGGAAGAUGCUGCACUGUCUGACCGGUCGCUGUCCUCAAGAGUACCAGUUCUAUGGAUGUUACUGUGGACAGCAGGGCAAAGGCAUGCCUAUGGAUAAACUGGACCGGUGCUGUUUUCUUCACCAGUGCUGUCUAGAGCAUGUUGUGCUGCUGGGCUGCAGAAGAGACAGGAAACACCACGUCCACGUCAGCUGCCAACACGGAAAACCCCGCUGUAUAGGAACGAGUGUGUGCGACCGGCUGCAGUGUGUGUGCGAUCGCACCACGGCCGAAUGCAUGGCAGCCUCGCACUUCAACCAUUCUAUCAGCUCUCAGUGUUCUGGGCCCCGCCCUCCCUGCACACGCAGGCCCCGCCCACCACCGCCACCGCCCGCACCCCCCAAGGACUCUCCCAACUCCAGUGAGGAGAGCUCAGAAACUACCAAAUCACCACCACCAUCAUCACCAUCACCAUCACGUCCCCACCAUCGUCCACUCCAUCCUUACACACCCAGCAAACCCGGACAAGAGAGGCCUGAGGAGCAGGGGAAGGAACCGGGAAAAGCAGAGGAAGAAGAAGAAGAGGAAGAAGAAGAAGAGGAAGAAGAAGAAGAGGAAGAAGAAGAAGAGAAAAAUGAAGAGAUGUGAUGUUUUAAGAUUGCAGGGGACUUUUUGUUACACAUCUCAUGGUUUGCUCUUGAUUGAAGCUGAACUUUCCAGAACAUUCUGAUCUGGUGAUGUUAGCAAGUUCUUCAAGUUGUACAGUAUUUUGUAAGUUUCUUUUUUAUUUUAAGAGUUGCAGAAAGUAGAACGUCUGAUUUCUAAUUGUCCUGAGAUCUUUAUAAAGGCAGAGAAAAUGUAAGAAAAAUAUUUCACACUUCUACUCAGUGAUAAAACUCCUGCAUCCGGACUGCAACUGAAAAAACAGGAGGACCAGUGAAUUUUUUGGGUUUCUCGGUCACGGCAUCAUGUUCAGUAGCUCCUCCAUUUCCACUCGCUGCUGUGUUUACGUGGAUCUCCGCGGAAACGCGCGUCCAAAGAUGUGAAUCCGGACGGGACUAAAAUUACCGGAGGACCACAGAGUUCGCUGAAAAACAGUAGAUAAUUUAGCCUGUAAUUUUCUCAGCGGACGUCUGAGAAAAACACAUACAUAGUCGUUCCAGACGAAAAUAAAAUCACAGAGUACCCCCAUAAAAAAGAAACUAAUCCCGCCCAAAUAGGGCUAAAGACAGUUAGCUGGCUAAAGAGUCUGGUUUUUGGUGUAUGAUUAUCUACCAGCGUUUUAUGAUGAAUCCAAAAUAUGUUCCAUAUACAGGUGCAUCUCAAAAAAACUGGAAUAUCAU